UUGACAUAACUAAGUGACACAAUGACGAACAGCUGUUAAUUGUCGUACUUUGUCAAAAUGAACAGUUUAGGUUUAAGUUUAAUUUUUAAAAUGGGUUGUAUAUGUGCAAAAGAAAUAAUUACUGUGAAUGGUAGGAAAUAUACUGUACUGGAACACCUUGGAGAAGGAGGCUUCAGUACGGUGUCUUUAGUAGAAGACAAUUUGACGCAUAAAAAAUAUGCAAUGAAAAAAAUUGUAUGCCAUAGCCUUGAAGAUCAAAGAUUAGCUGUUAAGGAAAUAGAAUAUCAUUCAAUUAUCAAACAUCCUAAUGUCAUUGAACUUAUUGAUUCUGCUUAUCAAGGAACAGCAGAUCCUGUUGUUAAUGCAACUAGUGAGGUCCUAUUAGUAUUGCCAUAUUACCAUAAAGGAACUCUAGCCAAUGAACUAGAAAGGCGUCACAAAACUCAUGAUUAUAUGAAAGCUGUAGAUAUCAUAAAUAUCUUUUUACAAAUAUGUGAAGGAGUAAAAGCCUUUCAUGAGGCUAAACCAGAACCUCUAGCUCAUAGAGAUUUAAAGACUGCAAAUAUUGUUAUGGGCGAUGGAAUGAAACCAGUUAUAAUGGAUUUAGGUGGAUCAGUUACACCAGCACGAGUGAAAGUAUGUGGUAAUCAAGCUGCCCAGUCUUUACAAGAAUUAGCAGCAGAAAGGUGCUCAAUGCCGUAUAGAGCUCCUGAGCUGUUCAAUGUUGAAAGUUAUUGUAUGGUUGAUGAACGAACAGAUAUUUGGUCUUUGGGAUGUAUUUUAUACGCCAUGUGUUAUUUCAAAUCUCCAUUUGAUACAGUAUAUGAAAGAGGAGACAGUGUUGCUCUAGCAGUCAUAAGUGCAAAUAUUACUUUUUCAGAAAAUUCUCCAUACAAUGAAGAUAUGCAAAACUUAAUUUUGUCAAUGUUGAAAGUCAAUCCUAUGGAGCGUCCUUACAUAUACAGUGUUAUAGAAAGCUCACAUGAAGUAUUAUCAAGAUAUGAAGGAAGAGUUUGAUUAUAAUUUAUUUAUAUUUCAAUAUUUGUGUCUUCAAGAUUUUAUGAAAAAAAUCAAAUGAUUUUUAAUGAAUGUGCAAUUGUAUAACUUGUUAAAUGGACCAAUGUUGAAGAUAUUAAUUUAAAAAAAUAUUGUCGUUGUACUAGUGACCAAAUGAAUUAACAGAGAUUAAGUAACUCAAAGAAGCUUCUACACUGCAUAAAAGACAUUGCAACAUGAUUAAAAAAGCAUUUUGUAAAUAUUUACAUAGAUUUUUAAAUCAACAUAUGAAUAGUUGUAUACAUUCCAAAUAUGUAUAUUAUUCACCGUCAUUGCACAUUUUCCAAUGAAGAACAAUGGUUAAUGUUUGUUAAUAAGUCGUACAUAUAUCAAUAGUAAGAACUUUAUUUAUGAUUGCAUUUAUCUACACAAGAAUAUUAGCAUUUUUUGCGAUUUAAAGUGUCGUUAAAAAAUAUUAAAUUUACACAAUAGUACAUUUACACGUAUAUUAAUAAAAAUCUAACAUUUUUUCACAAUGAUUAUUAUUUUUUCACGAUUAUGAAUAAUUAAAUUGCAAAUUAAAGGUAUUCGUUUAUUAUUUUUCCAUUUAUUCUG
Phymastichus coffea is the source of this 1611-nucleotide messenger RNA. RefSeq names its product serine/threonine-protein kinase 16. Gene Ontology annotation, biological process: protein phosphorylation. The record is from RefSeq and is a predicted model, not a curated record. The transcript is spliced from 6 exons. Gene Ontology annotation, molecular function: ATP binding; protein serine/threonine kinase activity. The coding region runs from base 58 to 1017 and encodes 319 amino acids. Gene Ontology annotation, cellular component: Golgi apparatus; cytoplasm. Lineage: Eukaryota; Metazoa; Arthropoda; Insecta; Hymenoptera; Eulophidae.